AUGCGUUUUAUCUCAGCUUUGGUGGUCCUCUUCUUUGGCAUAUGCCUCGGAUCCAAGAUUAUUCUUUUUUCCUUUGAUGGAUUUCGUCAUGAUUACAUUGAAAAGGCUAAAGCACAGAAUAAAAAUGUAUCUGCCUUCGAAUAUCUGGAAAGGGAAGGCUUCAGGGGAAUGCAAGUUCAUAGCAUAAUGCCAUCUCUCACAUUUCCAUCACAUUUUGCUAUCGUCACUGGUCGUAAUGCAGAAAAUCACGGUUUGGUUGGCAAUACAUUUUAUGAUCCGACAAUAAAGGACAGUUAUAGCUAUAAAAACGUGAAAAAUCAACUUGAUUCUAAUUGGUUUGAAUAUAAUAAUAAUGAACCAUUAUGGCUUUCUAUCCAAAGACAUGGAGGAAAAUGUGGUAUAAUGUACUGGCCAGGCAGCUAUUCACGAAUAAACGACAAAAUGGCAUAUGUGGAUUAUGGUCUCUAUAGCGCCGUUCCAAGUCUUAGAUUCCGUGUUGACCGCGCAAUGGAUUGGAUAACAAAACCAGAUGUUAAUUGUGUUCUCAUUUACUUCAACGAACCCGACUCUUCAGGUCACAACAGUGGUCCGGAUUCUGAAAAAGUGCUUAGUGCGAUUGAGCAAUGCAAUGAAGGUCUGGCAUAUUUAAUAGAAAGAAUUAAUGAAUCUAAGAACCUUCCUGAAAAACCAAAUAUUAUCGUCACUAGUGACCAUGGAAUGACAACGGUCAAUAUCAGUGUAGUUGUACCUAUCCAUAAGUACUUACCUCCUGAAGAGUAUAUGAGUGGAGUGGACGGUUCCCCUGCUACAUUGGGUAUAUGGCCUCUGCCAAAGGGGAAGAGUGUGGAUGUAUUGUACGAAAAAGUGAAAAAGGCGGAAACUGAAUUUGGACAUUGCAAGGUUUAUAAGAAGGAAGAAAUUCCAGAUGAGUAC
Messenger RNA from Rodentolepis nana, 933 nucleotides. NCBI's taxonomy places the organism in Eukaryota, Metazoa, Platyhelminthes, Cestoda, Cyclophyllidea, Hymenolepididae. The record is from the annotation of a GenBank genome assembly.